AUGAUCACCAAUGGCAGCUUCAAACAGCAUGUGUUGGGUAGCUUUGGCGGAGGGCUUCCUCGGAAGGUGCUAGUUGCGCUUUCUGGAGGAGUUGACUCGAUGUGUUUGGCCUACUUAUUGAGUCGAUACCGAGAUGAGCAUCAGAAAGACAUGGAAAUAUCAGCCGUUACGAUUGAUCAUGGAUAUCGAGACGGGUCCAGGAAAGAAGCCAUGCAGGUUGGCGAGGUGGUGAAGCAGUGGGGGGUGGAUCACUAUAUACGAUCGUUGACGUAUUCAGAGGGGGAUGUCAAGUCCAUUAGUAAUUUUGAAGAGGUUGCAAGAAAGAAACGGUACGAAGCAUUUCAGAAGAUGUGUUUAGAAAGUGGGAUAAGAAGUGUUUUAUUGGCCCAUAAUCUCAAUGACCAGCUAGAGACCUUUCUCCAGCGGUUGCAACAGAAUUCAUCUCUUUUUGGGUUGGUGGGACUUAAACAACAAGCGCAUUUACCGGUGAUGCCAAAGGCACCCACUUCUGUUGUGGAACCCAUUCAGGUGUUGAGGCCAUUGCUAGCUUUUGAUAAGCUGGAAAUCAUUGGAACGUGCCGGAGCAACGGCAUAAGGUGGUUUGAAGACCCCACCAAUAGUGACCCUCAAUUGACCAAGCGGAAUGCGUUUCGAUACUUGAUCAAUAAGGAGAUUCCUGCCCGGGUCCAGACAGGAGAUACGCUGCUUGGCUCGUUGCUACUGCGGGAAGAACUAGUUGGCACUCAUCAAGAGGUGGUUCAAUUCACCAGUAUGCUUGAACAACGUAUAAAAUUUCGAAUGAACUACCUCGAAGCAAAUAACCUAAUCGCCCAUGACCACGCUAAGGCGAGGGUCGAAAUAUCGUUUCCAGCCCCCUGGGUAUCAGAACCCUCAGACCAGCUACUUCUCAGUCGUCUCUUGUACCUGGUAUUAUACCCAUAUUCAUCAAUAAAACACUACCACUGGGCAUACGCCAAAUUAGAAAGAAGAGCAGUCCCCCAAUUCCAACAAUGGUACAAACUGAACCCAUCCAGCCGUUUGACUUUGACCUACUUGAAUCUCCUCAUGGCGGCUCGAGUCAACAACAACUUCGUCACCAUCUCUUUUUCAAGACAGCCAUUACUAGCAGAGGACAUCGACAGGACCACCCUAGACACUAGCAUCACUCAGGAAUGGUCCGACUGGAUUUUGUUCGAUAGACGAUUCUGGCUCAAACUCAGGUCUCUUCUGGGUCCUCAAAAGAUCAAACUCAUUCCCUAUACCCCCAAAUACCAAAACUUGAUCCUCCACAUCCCAACCAUCAAUACCGGCAACACCAUUGCCUCUGAGUGCUUCUUGAAGGAGAACUUGUACGUAAUUUAAUGAAGUUAUUGCAAAUUGCAAAAAAAUCUCCGUAGUUUGUAAGUCCUU
Hyphopichia burtonii NRRL Y-1933 is the source of this 1410-nucleotide messenger RNA. RefSeq lists its product as uncharacterized. The coding region runs from base 1 to 1362 and encodes 453 amino acids. Lineage: Eukaryota; Fungi; Ascomycota; Pichiomycetes; Serinales; Debaryomycetaceae. The record is from RefSeq and is a predicted model, not a curated record. The transcript is spliced from 2 exons. Gene Ontology annotation, biological process: tRNA processing. Gene Ontology annotation, molecular function: ligase activity, forming carbon-nitrogen bonds; ATP binding.